UUCACAUUAACUGACUAAGUUGUUUGUCACAAUUAUCUAAAUAAAACAAAGAGUUGAUGUUAAGCAAAGCUAAGAAAAUUAUAAUAAAUCAGAAAAUCACCUCAUUUCACUCAGUGAGAUAAGAUUUUAUCUUGUUCUCUUUGCAGUAAUUUAGCACACUGCUAAUUUCUCUUCCUCGGUCACAUGUGCAUGCAGUGUACAUGCAAUAUGUAUUUCUGAAGAUGCUCCCUGAGAUUCUCAGGUUUAUCUUGCCUCUUUCUCCUUUGAUGCUCUUGGAGUCUAAAAAAAGCUUGCGGCUUUCUGCAAAAGCAUACAUCCUGUGACAACCCUCUGAGAAAAAAAUAAAACACAGACGAGCCUCCUGCACGCCAUCAGAGUGUGCAAACAGAAACAUGCAUCACACUCUGUAGAGUCGUCUAGCUAGCGAAACAAUCAGUUUAAAGAGUUGCUAAUUUAAUUUUAAAACAGUUUCGACCAUGAAGAAUUGUAGCGAUCGGACAAAAACAGGAGAUUGUGAUUGGUUGAAAUCAAAUGCUCAUAACAUCAUCUAUGUCCUCUGUACUGUUCUGGCGCUAUCGCUAUUGUUUAACAUCGCAUGCUGCUUGUCAAAGAUCUGCUCGGGGAAAGGAAGAUGUCAGUGCAGGAAGAGACGAAGUAGGAGUUCCAGACAAAUGGAGGACAAUCCAAUUUAUGGGAAUUUAAGCUACAUGGAUGCAAAUGUAGCUGUGUAUACAGACCCUGCUCCUCUCCACUCCUCACUGAGCUCUUCAUCUUUAAGGAUUGCACACAGGGUCCAUCCUGACUCACAGUCCAAAAGUCAGGAAUGCUACGCCAACCUGACCCUGAAGCCUCCCAGGCCGCAGUCUGGGCGCAUCUCUCCACAGAUUCAGGUCUCAGAUAUCGUGCAUUUAGAGAAGCCAGAGGAACCCGAAGAGGAAGAGACGGAAGAACCUGUUACCAUAGAUGAUGCUGUCUCCACCAUGUCUGAUCUGUACGCCUCCGUGCAAACUCAGCGAGCCAAAUUGGUCGACAGUGCGGACGGUGAAGAAGGCUACGCAAACCAUCUCUGAGACGACCUGCUGACGCUCAGAGGAGGAUGGAGGAUGUUUUAAAAGCUUCACCUGCCACCACAGGAGGGCGCUAUUUGUCACCACAUUGAACUGACAGCCUGUUUGCAGCAGUGAAGUGCAUCACUCAAAGUGUUACUCAGCCCUAGGUAUACUCAGGACACGCAGACAAACAGGUCUUUACAAUUCAGUCUAGUAUAAUUAAAUUAGAAUGCAUUUUAAUUCAAGGUUUAAAUUCUGAAAGAUAAAACAUAACCAUCUAAUGAUACCAACAGGAUAACUUGAAGCAAACUGA
Molecule: messenger RNA, 1362 nt
Organism: Xiphophorus hellerii (green swordtail)
Lineage: Eukaryota; Metazoa; Chordata; Actinopteri; Cyprinodontiformes; Poeciliidae
Product: signaling threshold-regulating transmembrane adapter 1
Exons: 6
Coding region: 477-1070 (197 amino acids)
Biological process (GO): regulation of T cell activation; T cell homeostasis; signal transduction
Cellular component (GO): plasma membrane
Molecular function (GO): kinase binding
Source: RefSeq, a predicted model, not a curated record